UACCGUUCCCAGAAGGCGCCACUCUGCAAAUUACCCAGUCAGCGCUAAGUGCAAAGCAUCGCGAGUCUUUGGUGAGAUUUGGCGCUAUAAGCCCGUGGGACCGGGUGUCGGAGACCCUUUUCGCAAGAUGGCGCCGAAAGCGAAGAAGGAAGCUCCUGCCCCGCCUAAAGCCGAAGCCAAAGCGAAGGCUUUAAAGGCCAAGAAAGCAGUGUUGAAAGGUGUCCACAGCCACAAAAAAAAGAAGAUCCGCACGUCACCCACCUUCCGGCGGCCCAAGACAUUGCGACUCCGGAGGCAGCCCAAAUAUCCUCGGAAGAGCGCCCCCAGGAGAAACAAACUGGACCACUAUGCUAUCAUCAAGUUUCCGCUGACCACUGAGUCUGCCAUGAAGAAGAUAGAAGACAACAACACACUUGUGUUCAUUGUGGAUGUUAAAGCCAACAAGCACCAGAUCAAACAGGCUGUGAAGAAGCUCUAUGACAUUGAUGUGGCCAAGGUCAACACCCUGAUUCGGUGAGUUGGGCCUCAAGGGAUA
Saimiri boliviensis boliviensis (Bolivian squirrel monkey) is the source of this 535-nucleotide messenger RNA. The record is from RefSeq and is a predicted model, not a curated record. NCBI's taxonomy places the organism in Eukaryota, Metazoa, Chordata, Mammalia, Primates, Cebidae.